Molecule: messenger RNA, 4321 nt
Organism: Saccoglossus kowalevskii
Lineage: Eukaryota; Metazoa; Hemichordata; Enteropneusta; Harrimaniidae
Product: BRCA2-interacting transcriptional repressor EMSY-like
Biological process (GO): regulation of DNA-templated transcription
Cellular component (GO): nucleoplasm
Molecular function (GO): protein binding
Source: RefSeq, a predicted model, not a curated record
AUUUAGUAUUUAUAUAAAACAACGUUGACAAGACUAUAGCAAGAUGUGGCCGAAGCUGCUUGACAUGAGUCGAGAUGAGUGUAAACGCACAUUGCGGAGGAUGGAACUUGAGUCCUAUGCCUCUAUGGUGAGUGCGUUCAGGGCUCAAGGUGACCUAUCAAAAGAAAAGAAGAAGUUAUUGACUGACAUGGGAAAUAUGCUCAGCAUAUCCACAGAAAGGCACCGAGCCGAGGUCAGAAGAGCUGUGAAUGAUGAAAAGCUUACUACCAUUGCAGACCAUUUGUCAGGUCCCAAUAAUUGUAUUCAGUGGGGAAUAGAAGGUAGACGACUUGUACCAUUAAUGCCAAGACUCGUACCACAGACAGCGUUUACUGUGACUGCACAUAACGCAGCCAAUUCAGCUAUGUUACACAAUAUGACACUUCCAUUGCCGUCCGAUACAGGGUUUAAAAGUAUUAUAGGAUCCAGCGGUAGCACAGCCACUACAACAACGAGCAAUUCUAACAGUACAACAUCUAAUAUCAAAUCACCCAGACCAACUAGUCCUUCAUCAAAUGUAGUUGUUUUACCAAGUGGUCUCUCAAUUCAUGUUAAAAGUGAACCCGAUGUUGAUGAGAAAUCUAGGAAACGAAGACGAUCCAAUUCUGUGAGUUCCAAUUGUAGCAGUAGUAAAGAAGUGCCUAUCAGUACUGUAACCACCACACCCCCCACAUCCAUUGUGGCUACCCCUAGGACUACUGUGCUGCCAAUCACCAACCCCAAAAUAACUACAUAUAUGACAAGUACUAGUGGUACAGGUCUUUCUCCGGUUAAAAUCACAUUCACCAAGGCGAGUUCUUCCAGCAUGUCAACUCUGACGCCGGCACAAAAGGUUAUUAUUGUAUCCAGCUCAUCCACAUUUACACCAAAUAUCCUUCAGAGAACUCAAAGUAGCAUCGGAACCAGAACAUUCACAACUUCAACAGCGACAAGCAGACCCUCUAUCAUAUUCAACACCACAGCAUCAACCACAAGUGGUGGACCGAGUAUCGUAACAGUCACCCCAACCAACACAGGGUUGAUGCCGUCAACCACACCUGUGUGUGUAGUUGGCACGGCAACAACAGCUUUUAUAUCCAAUACCGUUAGCUCUGCUAAACCCAGGCCGAAAACCAUGCACCGUCAGAAAAUGAAACUGAUCACUACCAAUGCCUCGUCUGUACUAGCUACUGCUGCCUCAGUGAUUGCUUCUAGUACUGCAGUGUCGCCAGCAACCAUGCCGAAAGUGAUGACCACAAGCAGCUGUACCACAACCAAACCAUCAAUACAGAUUGUACAAGAACAUGGUGUUAAAAUAAUCACACAGACUGUUCCUGGUAACAAGAUAUUACCAAAACCGAUCACAAUUGGCUCAACUACAGGAACGCCUAUUGUCAUGGUUACCACGACUGUACCAACAACUGUAGUCAUGACAACCAAGCCUAUUACAAAUAUUGCAGGUAGUCACAGUAACCAGGUUGUAAUCAAUUCGUCGAGCAGCACUCGAAUAUCCACAACACCGUCACUGCCUAGUUCUAGGUCGUCACUCAGUGCUGGCAGUAUCAUUACUGUAACACCAAAGUCAUUACAGUCUCCAAGUGCCAAAUCAGCCACAGUUGUGAUGACCAAACCCUACCACCCUGCCUCUGCUGGCAAGUCUAAUGUUAUUAUUGUACAGAAAGCACCAACUAAGACAGUGUCCGUAACAAAGUCUACACCUAUUACAUCUAUACAGAAAUCUUCUCAGGAAUCAACUAAGACUAUUAUAGUGACCAGUGGUGGCAACCAGAGUAAAGUGAUAUCAACAAUACAUCCGGGACAUUCAUUGCCGGGCAGUAAAACAAAAACACAGCAGUUAGUCAUCAGACCCAAACCAUUAGGAAUGCAAGCUGCUAUAGCUGAGCAGGUAGAAAGAAGAUCUGGAUCACCAGUAUUAGCUGAACAUGUGCACCAUGCAGAGGAUUCCUCAUCAGGUCAAAGGUUAUUUCCCCCUACUAGUGUGACUGGUCAUAUUUCACCAGCUAUGGAUGAUACAAGCUCUGUGGGGUCAGGUCACAGCGAUGUGAAAGCUGAACCUAAACACACUGAUAUUUUGGAGGCUGCGGUUGCCGCCAUAACCAAUGGCAACCAGUGGGUAGAAUAUGAUGUACCCAUGGAAACAGUAACCCAGGCAACAACCUCUACAGGGUCCACUUACUCAGAGAAGUCUGCCUCUUCGGCAAUCAAGGCAUUACUAGAAAUCAGAAGAGAUCCAUCAAAAGAGAGCACCAGGCCACAGACGAUAGAUCUAAGCAAGAUGGCUGUUCCGUUGGUAUCCACUACAGAUAAUAUAACUCAACAAUCUACCAUGCAGGGCACUAGUAGUGGUAGUCUGGGAGGCACUAGCAUUUUAACUGAUUUUUUCAAUGAAACUUCAUCAAAGCCUAGCACCACUGUGGCUGCUGGUAUAACUGGAACAUCAUUUCUACAGACGGCCACCAUGGAGGUAGAGAAAGCUUUACAAGAACGCAAUAAAGCUCUUAGAGGAAAACUACCUGACACGGAUAACUUUCCAGAACUGACCAUUCAUAAGGCGGGUGAUCCACAGCCAUCAUCAAAUGACACUGAGGAGCAAGGAUUUCAACCGAGUGGUGGUGGUGGUGGUGGUGGUGGUGAUGUUGACAACACUAUAAUCGGAUUAACUGACAGUAGAAUUACAGGGCAGCUAGAUCCCCAAACUGGACUGUUUCACAUAGGGGAGACAGGAAAGCAUGGUUCUGAACUCAGUCGAUUGAUUGACAUGCCUGUGAGCAAAAGCAGCGUUGCAUUUCAGGAGCCGAUCGUGACGCAUCAAGAAAAGCCGCGCAAAACUGAGAUAAAGGGACAUUCCGAACUUUUGAAGCAUUUAACUGGGAAUGUCUUGCAGGAACCCAAGGAAAUUGACCCGUAUGAUUUCCUGAAUCGCGAUUUUAUAGACAAUAAGUCUACCUCAGAGAGUCAGCAACAGUCAAAAGAGCACCCUAGCUUGGUACAAGAUAACACUGCGGCUGCUAGUGCUAGCAGUGUCCAGGCAACGAAAGAAAGCUCAAAUGCAGCGACUGUUGUGUACGCUACAUACCCAUCAGCUGCCGAGAAACUCACUGCCAUGGCACAGACACGAGAGGAGACUAACAGAGUGACUAGUCUGCCGCUACAAAGGCAAGUUGGCGCCACCAGAGUCAAAACAGGAUUGAUACCACUGCAGGAUAUUGCCAGUAUUGCUGCGGGCAAGUUAUCAACAACUACUCCCUCAACGAGUUUCUCAAGUAUGGAAUCAAUGUCAGCACCCACAGCAACAGUGACUGUAAUAGCAUCUAGCACUGCACCUAACCAGGCAACAGGUGCAACAUGUGUCAUGGUGGAAUCUACUGGCCUUGACACAAGUCACAUGAAUUUGGAAGAUUUUACAAGUCAGAGGCUGUUACAUGAAGAGGACAGAGGCUUGCGGCAUGAUGAAAGCUUUGUCUGGGAGGAACAAUCUGGUAGAGGAAGCCCAACACAAGGUGCUAGUACUUGCAGUAGUGGCUCUGGCACCGAGAGUCUCUGCACUGUAGACAGCUUUGGUGCUAAUGUUAGGGCCAGCAAACGGAAGAGAAAGGCUCCGAUACCGAUCGAUGAGGCACCAAUGCCGUCUAAUUUACCAAGUUGGGUACGAGCAGGGCUAAAUUUACUACAGAGGGUAUCUAGAUAUAGAGGAGCACACAAAUCUAAAGGAGAAUUAAAUGCAGCAUCCUGGUUUACAAGGCCGGUUGAUCCUCACGAGGCACCAGGCUACCACAAGAUUAUCAAACAACCCAUGGACUUUGGUACAAUUAAGAAAAAAUUAGAGACUGGUCAGUACAGAGACUUCAACGAUUUUAAUCAAGAUAUGAUUCUUGUGAAAGGCAAUUGCAUGAAGUAUAAUCCACUGGGACAUGAAGCAAGGAAAGAUUGUGAAGAAGUGUUUCAGUUUUACACCGUGGAGUACAACAAAAUGAUAGAUAAAUGGCAGAAGAUUCAUUGUACUCCACCCAAGUCACCAAAGAAAGUGAGAGUGGAUUGCAUCCGAAGUCCAAUAAAGUCGUGAUAGCAGUCCACAAAUCAAUCUCAGUUAAAUGAACCACAACACUACAUCUGUCAAAUUCAUUUUUUUUUUAAAAACUUAAAAUGCUAUUGCAUGUACACAGCUGCAUAUGCGUGUAAUAUUUAUUUUUUAUACUGUUCGUCUACACUGGAGAAUGUGUUCUGUGUUGAUGGGUGUUUUGUUGAAUGCCGGCUUUUUAUGAUCGAAAGAUUUCAAUUCGAG